AUGCUCGGUGGUCGCGUCAAGACCCUCCACCCUUCGGUCCACGCCGGUAUCCUUGCCCGUGACCUCGCCUCUGACGAGAAGGACUUGGCCGAGCAGAACAUCAACAAGGUUGACUAUGUCAUCUGCAACCUGUACCCCUUCAAGGACACUGUCGCCAAGAUCAAUGUCACCAUCCCCGAGGCCGUCGAGGAGAUUGACAUUGGUGGUGUUACCUUGAUCCGUGCCGCCGCAAAGAACCACUCGCGUGUCACCAUCCUCUCAGACCCCAACGACUACCACGACUUCCUCUCCGAGCUCGAGAAGGGCGAUGUCACCGACGCCACCCGCCAGAUGUUCGCCCUCAAGGCUUUCGAGCACACUGCCGACUACGACACUGCCAUCUCCGAGUUCUUCCGCAAGAAGUAUGCUGGCAACGGCAACCAGCACGUCUCGCUCCGUUACGGUACCAACCCCCACCAGAAGUCUGCCGCUGCCUUCAUGAAGGACCAGAAGCUGCCCUUCAAGGUUCUGUGCGGUGCUCCCGGCUACGUCAACUUGCUCGAUGCCCUGAACGCAUGGCCUCUGGUCAAGGAGCUCAGCGCUGCUCUCAAGUUCCCCGCUGCUGCCAGCUUCAAGCACGUCUCACCCGCUGGUGCUGCUAUUGGUGUUCCUCUCAACGAGGUUGAGCGCAAGGUCUACAUGGUCGAUGACAUUGAGGGCAUCGAGAGCUCCGGUCUCGCCCAGGCUUACGCCAGAGCCCGUGGUGCUGACCGCAUGUCCUCUUUCGGUGACAUGAUCGCUUUGUCGCACGAAGUCGAUGUCCCUACCGCCAAGAUCAUCUCCCGUGAGGUCUCUGACGGUGUCAUUGCUCCUUCCUACACCAAGGAGGCUCUCGAGAUCCUCAGCAAGAAGAAGGGCGGUCGCUACCUCGUUCUUCAGAUGGACCCUGAGUUCGAGCCCGCUGCUCAGGAGUACCGUACCGUCUACGGCAUCAACCUGACCCAAGGUCGCAACGAUGCUCACAUCACUCCUUCUGAGAGCUUUGGCACCGUCAUCACCCCCAAGGACUCUGCCGCUCUCCCCGAGUCUGCUCUCCGCGAUUUGACUGUUGCUACUAUCGCACUCAAGUACACCCAGUCCAACUCUGUCUGCUACGCUCUUAACGGCCAGGUCAUUGGUCUUGGUGCUGGCCAGCAGAGCCGCAUCCACUGCACACGUCUUGCCGGCGACAAGGCCGACAACUGGUUCAUGCGCUUCCACGAGCGUGCCCUCAACAUCAAGUGGAAGAAGGGUACCAAGCGCCCCGACAAGAGCAACGCCAUCGAUAUGCUUUGCAGUGGCGUCCUGCCCGCCUCGGACGAGGAGAAGCAUGAGUACGAGAAGAUGUUCGAGGAGGUGCCCACUCCCUUCUCCGCCGAAGAGCGCCAGGCAUGGUUGAGCAAGCUCUCCGAGGUUGCCGUCAGCUCCGACGCCUUCUUCCCCUUCAUCGACAAUGUCUUCCGCGCCGCUCGCUCCGGUGUCAAGUACAUUGCCGCCCCCACCGGCAGCCAGAACGACCAGGCCGUCUUCACCACCGCCGAGAAGCUGAACAUCACCUUUGUUGAGCAGCACAUCCGUCUGUUCCACCACUAA
This is a messenger RNA of Aureobasidium musti, 1611 nucleotides long. The record is from the annotation of a GenBank genome assembly. NCBI's taxonomy places the organism in Eukaryota, Fungi, Ascomycota, Dothideomycetes, Dothideales, Saccotheciaceae.